Messenger RNA from Candoia aspera, 494 nucleotides. It is a transcript of the gene FABP1, whose product is annotated as fatty acid binding protein 1. Gene Ontology annotation, biological process: fatty acid transport. Gene Ontology annotation, cellular component: cytosol; nucleus. The record is from RefSeq and is a predicted model, not a curated record. The transcript has 4 exons. Bases 44 to 427 code for a protein of 127 amino acids. Gene Ontology annotation, molecular function: fatty acid binding. NCBI's taxonomy places the organism in Eukaryota, Metazoa, Chordata, Lepidosauria, Squamata, Candoiidae.
AACUAUCUUCCCUUCUACUGGGCACAAAGAGAACCAAACCAUAAUGGGCUUCACUGGAAAGUAUGAACUUCAGUCCCAUGAAAAUUUUGAGCCAUUCAUGAAAGCCAUUGGUCUUUCUGACGAGUUGAUUGAAAAAGGCAAGGAUAUCAAAAGCGUCUCCGAAAUUGUACAAAAUGGCAAGAAAUUCAAAGUCACUGUGACAACUGGAAGCAAAGUUGUCACAAAUGAGUUUACAAUUGGAGAAGAAGCUGAGCUACAGACUCCAACAGGAGAAAAGAUCAAGGCUGUUGUUCAAAUGGAAGGAGACAAUAAGUUGGUUGUAAACUUGAAGGAUAUCAAGUCUGUUACAGAAAUCAAUGGAGACACCAUCAUUAAUGUAAUGAGUGUGGGUGACGUUCAUUACAAGAGGAUCAGUAAGAGAAUCUAGGUAACCUGGGCAUCUCUUUACUGUGCUGUAUAAGACAGAUACAAUAAAGUGUACAAAAGACUCUUCA